CCCUGUGAUUACCCUGCUGCUGCCCUAAGCCCUGAGGACCUGACCAAACUCCAGGACGCCAUCAUGGAUGAGGUCCUUAAAGGGUGGAAGCACGCACUGGUCUUUUGUGGGGUAUUUUUCAGGUCAGGUAUGCUCCUUGUGGACUGCAAGGAUGAGCGGACCGCAGCAUGGCUGGUGGAUAAGGCACCAAACAUUGAGGGAUGGGAGGGGCCCGCGUUAUGUACCAAGAGGGGGGAUGAUAUCCCGCCGGUGCAUAAUAUCUCGGUGUUCUUCCCAAGAUGCGCCGAUAAAUCGGCGGAGUACGUGCUGGGGCUCAUCAAGGCCCAGAAUGAGGACAUCCACACUGCUGCGUGGAAGGUGGUUUCAUGCGGCGCCGAAGACAACGGUCUCAGGCUCAACCUGGGGAUCGAUGAGGCGUCGUAUGUCAGCAUCAAGAGGACCGGAUUCACAAUCACCUUCCGUUACAGUUAUGUUAUGGUGCGGCCGUGGCGGCAUAAGACGACAGGCAGCAAGGAGUCAGAGUCCCAAGACAUGCAAGUCGACGAGGCUACUGACUCCACUGCUGCCCCAGCGACCGAGUCGACCACGGCCCCACUGGGAGAUCAGCUAUCGGAAUUAGCACAGGCACCAGCUCUUGUGAGCGCUCCCGGGCCAAGUGUCACCGACUACAUGCGCACCACACAAGAGCUCCUAGCGGACAUAAGCAGGCUCGAACUUGACAGAGAGGGCGAGGGUGAGGCACGGCUCUCGAACAUCGAGGACGAGCCCCAACUAUGAGCCCAACAGCGCUAACAGUAGCCCAGGUCAACUUGCAUCACGCGGUGGCCGCCUCGGCGAUCAUUGCAAGCAGGUUUGCCACGGAGGACCUGGGAAUCCUACUGAUACAGGAACCGUUGACCUACAGAGGCCAGGUGAGGGGCCUAAAUCAUAACAACAAUAAGGUAAUUUGGGACCUUUCCUGCGAGAGGCCCAGAGCGUGCGUAGUGCUAAAGAAUAAUAUUAAUUACUUUUGCAUUACAGAAUUUCUUACACAGGAUCUGGUAGCGGUCCAAGCUACCUUAAGGGUC
Molecule: messenger RNA, 1067 nt
Organism: Rhagoletis zephyria (snowberry fruit fly)
Lineage: Eukaryota; Metazoa; Arthropoda; Insecta; Diptera; Tephritidae
Source: RefSeq, a predicted model, not a curated record